UUUUUUAAAACCAAGUUACCGGAAGUUCUUUGUUUCACUGCAGCUGGCUUGACACUCCUCAAUCGGGGAACAUACACUCACCUACUUUUGAAGAGGAAUGCAGCAACCGUAGCGACUUGUAGACAAACCACACUUGAAUCCCAAAGCAUCGUCAUCCCAGUCAUCCCACCAUGGAUGGCUUCAGACAAGAGGAUGUUGAGUUGUUUUAUGAAAUGGAAGAGGAGUUGGGCAGUGGACAAUUUGCCAUCGUCCGCAAGUGUAAAGAAAAGAGCACGAGUAUCGAGUACGCAGCAAAGUUCAUCAAAAAGCGGCGACUGUCAUCCAGCCGGCGGGGGGUGAGCCGCGAGGAGAUCGAGCGCGAAGUCAACAUCCUGCGGGAGAUCCAACACAGCAACAUCAUCACCCUGCACGACAUCUUUGAGAACAAGGCCGACGUGAUCCUGAUCCUGGAGCUGGUGUCCGGAGGAGAACUGUUUGACUUCCUGGCUGAGAAGGAAUCUCUGACGGAGGAGGAGGCCACCCAGUUCCUCAAGCAGAUCCUGGAUGGCGUCCAGUACCUCCACUCCAAACGCAUCGCUCACUUUGACCUCAAGCCUGAGAACAUCAUGCUGCUGGACAAGAACGUCCCGAACCCCAGGAUCAAGCUCAUCGAUUUUGGAAUCGCGCACCAGAUAAAAGCGGGAAACGAGUUCAAGAACAUAUUCGGAACGCCAGAGUUUGUCGCUCCAGAAAUAGUCAACUACGAGCCGCUCGGACUGGAGGCGGACAUGUGGAGCAUCGGAGUCAUCACGUACAUCCUACUGAGCGGCGCUUCGCCGUUCCUGGGCGAGACUAAGCAGGAGACGCUGACCAACAUCUCGGCCGUCAACUACGACUUCGAUGAAGAGUAUUUCAGUAACACCAGUGAGCUGGCAAAGGACUUCAUACGCCGUCUGCUGGUCAAGGAUCCGAAGAAGAGAAUGACAAUUGAUGACAGUCUUGAGCACCCUUGGAUCAAGGUUAUUAAGAGGCGAAAUGUCCGCCAGGAGGAGAGAGACCACAAGACCGAGCGACGGCGCCUGAAAACCACUCGUCUGAAGGAGUACACCAUCAAGUCCCACUCCAGCAUGCCCCCCAACAACACCUACGUCAACUUUGAGCGCUUCUCCCAGGUCCUGGAGGAGAUCGCCGCGGCAGAGGAGGGCCUGAGGGACCUGGAGCGCAACCAGCGCUCGUGCCGAGAGGACGUGGCGGCGCUGCUGUCCAUAUACGAGGAGAAGGAGGGUUGGUACAAGGAGGAGAACCAGAGCAUCUCCAGCGACCUGAGUCACAUCCGCCAAGAGCUGCAGCGCACUCAAGCCCAGCGCAAGAAGAGCCAGGAGGAGGCCCGGCUCACCAUGCAGGCCGCCAGCAUCCUCAAGCGCAAGUACGGCCGCCUGGAGAACCGCUACGAGGUCCUGGCCGAGCAAGUGGCCUCCGAAGUCCGCUGGGUGGAGGAGCUGGUCAAGUCCAUGUCGGCGGAGAGGAGCGGCCUCGGCAGCAUGGCCUGAGCGACGCCGACUAUGACACUCUGGCUCUGGAGUCCCGCCGCCUGCAUGCAUCCCACCCAGUGCGGUUUCAGUGGGUCAGUCGUCAUCAUAAGCUAUGCUGCCCGUCAGGGGCGAAUGACCCGCCCCUUUUACGCCGCGCUUCAGAGAACCAGCAAGAGGCUGAGAGGCAAUAUGUUGAACCCAUUCCGCCAUUCCUUUGUUUUUAGAAGUUUAUUUAUCCUUUUUUACGUAUAGCGUUAUGGGACAAACGAUUUCAAGUUUGUAACUAUAUGAACUUUUUGCUUUUGUAUUUUUGUUUAGCCUGGUUAUAUUUUUUUCUUUAUCUGAACGUCCUUGUGCUGUUAAAGCCAGAGAUGUCGGCUUAUUUGCUCUCCCUAGUUGCUGAGUAAAACAUUGAAUAUUCAGCAUAGUUUCAAUAAUUUCAGGUUGGUUUAUUCGUCAGUUUAAAUUUCUGAUUUGAUUGCAGCUUGAAUUACUAAGGACAUAAUAAAACAAAAUUUAGGUUAAUGUUUUUUUUACAAAUUAUGAUUUUUUUAAAUUAUUCUUUGAGAAACUUUUCUGGAAAGAAGCACAUAGUUCUUUUAUUAUUACCUGAAAUACUGAAACUGACGGAACUUCUGUUAUCUCAGUUUAUUAUUGUCUUCCAGAGGAAUUUGACUUCUCUCCAUUUAAACCCCAGUAAAUAUUUAUUCACCGUACAGUUAUUAUUGGGAACUUUAAUCUUCACGUACCUUUUUUAUUUUUAUGUUAAUUUUUAGACACAUUUAAGAUCUUACCUGUCCAACUCAUCUCUCUCUGUAACCACCAUCAAGACACAAAGUUAAUUCCCGGACGCCGCAAUUAUCUUACAAUUAAAUUAAUUUAUACGGACCUAUAAAAAUAUAGAGCUACCAGAAUUGAAAUGUAUAAACUAAUGAUCGCAGUGCCUCUGCCAGCUGUCAUGCAUCAUGGACAUUUCUAUCACAUUGAUAUUGCUCCAUGUCUUAGACGCAGCAACCUUUGCACAGUAGCCUUAUCAACCAAACCGUGUGCAUGGAACCUUUCUCUGUGAAACCUCCCCGUUGUUUGUGUUCCUGUUUUCCUUCCGACCAUCUCUGUGAACUCCACACAUUCCACUGGCAAGUCCCACAUCCGUGCAACACAUUCCCCGCGUGCACAGCAGCAAGUGUACGAUACGGUCGGUAUUGUGCUUCAGUAGAGAAGUUGCACUGAGAAGAUUCUGGAAGGAAUUCUAAAUCUCUUUUUAAUCGGUCUUUAAUGUGUAAGCUGAAAUGCCUUGACUUGUUUUAAAUAAACUAAGUUAUCGCUGUC
This is a messenger RNA of Gasterosteus aculeatus aculeatus (three-spined stickleback), 2840 nucleotides long. It is a transcript of the gene dapk3, whose product is annotated as death-associated protein kinase 3. Gene Ontology annotation, molecular function: protein serine/threonine kinase activity; ATP binding. Gene Ontology annotation, cellular component: cytoplasm; nucleus. Gene Ontology annotation, biological process: positive regulation of apoptotic process; intracellular signal transduction; protein phosphorylation. The record is from RefSeq and is a predicted model, not a curated record. Lineage: Eukaryota; Metazoa; Chordata; Actinopteri; Perciformes; Gasterosteidae.